AUGAGGCCACACGUCCUCGCAUUCCUCGCCGGGCUCGCGACCCUCGGCCGGGCACAGUCUCUCGGAGAACGUGAUCCUGACAAGGAGGGGACCACCUUCAAUGGACUCUCUGUCCCGCCGCUGCUGGAGCUGACGCCCGCCAAUUGGGACAAGGAGAUCAAGCAGUCGCGGUGGAUGCUGGUUAAGCACUACAGUCCGUACUGCCCUCACUGCAUGGACUUUGCUCCCACGUACCAGACCCUCUACGAGUACUACUACACGUCGAAACCGGCCGAAGACACUACCUUCAUCAAGUACUACGACUUCCGCUUCGCUACCAUUAACUGUGUCGCCUACUCCGAUCUCUGCCAGGAGCACGACGUCCAAUCCUACCCGACGACCGUCCUGUACGAGAAUGGAGUCAGCAGCGAAUUCGUCCGGGGCGCCAAGGACAUGCAGGAAGUCAGCCAGAUUGUCGAACACGCCCUCGAGAAGACGAAGCCUGGGUCGUGGCCCAAGGACGCCGUUCUGCCCAAGCCCGGCGACACCGUGGCCCCCAAGCCUGGCAGCGGCAAGAAGGCAUCGGAGGAGCUGGUUGAUCCUGCCAAGAAGCCGUCUGAUAAGUCGACCGAAAAGGACGACAAGGCCAAGGCUGCCGGCACCGAAAAGUCGAGCCCGGCCUUUGGCAGCGACUGGAAGGUCUCCACCUCGGGCGACAAGGAGAAGGCCAAGGAGAAGCAACCCAAGAAGCCCGUGGCCACACACAACCCUGACGGCGCCUCGGUGGCUCUGACGGCAGAGAGCUUCCAGAAGCUCGUGACUCUGAGCCAGGACCCGUGGCUCAUCAAGUUUUAUGCCCCUUGGUGCCCGCAUUGCCAAGCCAUGGCUCCCACCUGGCAGCAGCUCGCCAAAACUAUGCGUGGCAAGCUCAAUGUCGGCGAGGUCAACUGCGAUAAGGAAUCGCGCCUGUGCAAGGAUGUCGGAGCGCGAGCGUAUCCGACCAUCAUGUUCUUCAAGGGCGCCGACCGCGCCGAGUACACCGGGCUUCGGGGCCUGGGCGACUUUGUCCAGUACGCCGAGAAGGCGGUUGACCUAGCCAGCGGCGUCCCCGACGUCGAUGCCGAGUCGUUCAAGGAGCUCGAGCAAAAGGAAGAAGUCAUUUUCGUCUACUUCUACGACCACGCCACGACGAGUGAGGAUUUCAGGGCGCUCGAGAGAAUGCCCCUGGGCCUCAUCGGCCACGCCAAGCUCGUCAAGACCAAGGACCCCAAGAUGUACAGCAGGUUCAAGAUUACGACCUGGCCCAGACUGCUGGUUUCGCGCGAGGGCCGCCCGACAUAUUACGCGCCCCUGACACCUAACGAGAUGCGAGACGUCAACGGCGUGCUCGACUGGAUGAGGUCCGUGUGGCUGCCUCUCGUCCCCGAGCUGACCCCGUCCAACGCGCGCCAAAUCAUGGACGGCAAGAUUGUGGCUCUGGGUAUCCUCAACCACAAGGACAAGGACGCCUUUGCGACGUCGCUACGGGAAAUGAAGAGCGCGGCGAACGAGUGGAUGGACAGGCAGAUCCAGGAGUUCCAGCUUGAGAGGAAGAAGCUCCGCGACUCGAAGCAGAUGAGGAUCGAGGAAGCGGAAGACCGGGGCGACCAACGGGCGUUGCGAGCAGCCAAGGCUAUUCGCAUCGACAUGGGCAGCGCCGGCCGUAAGGAGGUGGCGUUCGCCUGGGUUGACGGCACGUACUGGCAGCGCUGGAUCCGCACCACCUAUGGCAUUGACGUCAAGGAUGGCGAGCGCAUCAUCAUCAACGACGAAGACAACCGGAGAUACUGGGACAACACGGUCACGGGCAACUACAUUCUCGUCAGCCGGACGUCCAUCAUGGAGACGCUCGACAAGAUCGUCUACGGCCCCCACGUCAUCAAGCACAAGCUCACCGUUUCGGCCAUUGAAAAGGUCUUUUUCGAUAUGCGGGUGGCCUUCUCGGAGCACCCCUACCUGUCGUUUGGCUGCGUGGCGGGCAUCGCGUUCGGCCUGUACUCUUGGCUGCGGGGCCGUAGCCGCAGACGCGGCGGCCACUUCCGACUGGACGACACCAUGGGCAUCAAAGAGCUCAAGGACGGCCUGCUGGGAGUCAAUGGUAAUCAGAAGGCGGAUUGA
This is a messenger RNA of Purpureocillium lilacinum, 2136 nucleotides long. RefSeq lists its product as uncharacterized. NCBI's taxonomy places the organism in Eukaryota, Fungi, Ascomycota, Sordariomycetes, Hypocreales, Ophiocordycipitaceae. Gene Ontology annotation, cellular component: endoplasmic reticulum. Gene Ontology annotation, biological process: peptidyl-cysteine oxidation. Gene Ontology annotation, molecular function: protein disulfide isomerase activity. The record is from RefSeq and is a predicted model, not a curated record.